Messenger RNA from Oenanthe melanoleuca, 2938 nucleotides. It is a transcript of the gene HIPK4, whose product is annotated as homeodomain interacting protein kinase 4. NCBI's taxonomy places the organism in Eukaryota, Metazoa, Chordata, Aves, Passeriformes, Muscicapidae. Gene Ontology annotation, cellular component: cytoplasm; nucleus. Gene Ontology annotation, molecular function: protein tyrosine kinase activity; ATP binding; protein serine/threonine kinase activity. The transcript has 2 exons. Gene Ontology annotation, biological process: peptidyl-threonine phosphorylation; peptidyl-serine phosphorylation. The coding region runs from base 867 to 2630 and encodes 587 amino acids. The record is from RefSeq and is a predicted model, not a curated record.
GAAAAUCAUUGAUGUGCAAUACUGGUGAUAUGCAGGAUUGAUAUGCAGGAAUAUACCAGGUGAGGCCCAAAGUUCAUCCAGCACUUAAGUUUUGGGGUUUUUUCCUUUGUAAAGGGUUUGGGUUUGAAUCUGCCAUUUUCCCCCACACCCACUUUGCAUGGUCAGGAUUAAUUCUGCUAUUACACUCAUUGCUUCCUGAAAGCACUUUUGGGCAUUCCUAAAGCCAAAACAGUUCUCCAUAGUUAAUUUCUCUCAGGUCUGUUAUGUUUAACAGUUCUCACCUGGUUUUUAGGGGGUUUCUGCAUUUCCUUACCUGGGCUUCCUUUGUGAUGUUUCCAGCCCAUCUCUCUCACAUGGUUUAUAAUAUCAUGCAGGAGUUCUACCCAUGUAGGAAUAGGUCUCCUUGGGGCUUGUGGAUCUUGUAAAGCUUCAUUAUAAAUUACAUCUCUUUUGAUUUUGUCUCCCCACCAUAUGAUUUUUUAGCAUAGCUGGAGCUCCUCUCAAUAGAGGUCUUAACAUAUUAAAAUCUACCACUGCAGAGAUUGGAAUAUGUCCAUUUGCACUCUCCAUUGCCUGCAAACAGGUCUCCCCGCUCCAUUUUGGGGGGACCAGGAUUGUAUUCUUGGGUUUGUGGAUGGGUUUGGGGAGAGCAGGGCUGGAUUCAGGGGGGCCAUUGUUGCAUUUCAGGGGGUUCCUCCACCCAGGCUGCUUGUGUUGUGACAUCAUGUGCUGUCAUGGUAAUGUUGGAACCCACAGUGUUGUGAGGCUGGCUUGGGACAGCUAGGUGUCUCCAGUCCCCAGUCCCCAGUGGGUGCUGAACUGGAGGAUCCUGAGUCCCUGGUGAGGAGCCCUGGUGAGCACCCACCAUGGUGACACUAGUGGUAGGUGCCGAGUGCUAUGACAUAAUGGCCAUGGUGGGGAAGGGGACCUUUGGACAGGUGAUGCAGGGGCAGUGCAGGAGCACUGGGGAGAUGGUGGCCAUCAAGAUCCUGAAGAACUGUGAUCACGAUGGCCAAAUAGUGAAGAAUGAACUGAGGCUGCUGCAGGCCUUGAGGGAGGGGGACACAAAGGACUCUCACAUCAUCCAUUUCCUCGAGUCCUUCAGUGACACGGUCUGGACCUACCUGGUCUUCGAGCUGCUGCAGCAAAACCUCUUUGACUUCCAAAAGCAGAACAACUUCUCACCGCUGCCGGUGCGGCACAUCCGCACCAUCGCAGCGCAGGUGCUGCUGGCCCUGCUGAAGCUCAAGGAGCUCUCCAUCAUCCACGCUGACCUUAAACCUGAGAACAUCAUGCUGGUGGACCACGCCCGCUAUCCGUUCCGCAUCAAGCUGGUUGACUUUGGCUCGGCCAUCCUCCUCCCCGAGGUGUGCCAUGUGCAGGAGCCCUACAUCCAAACCCGCUUCUACCGGGCACCCGAGAUCUUGCUGGGGCUGCCCUUCUGUGAGAAGGUGGACAUCUGGUCCUUGGGAUGUGUGAUGGCUGAGCUUCACUUGGGUUGGCCCCUCUACCCUGGCAAUGAUGAGUAUGACCAGAUAUGCUACAUCUGCUCCACCCUGGGGCUACCCCGGGCUGAGCUGCUCUACGCUGCUCAGAAGACACGGUCCUUCUUCCAACGUGUGCCCUGUUCCAGUGGUACCUGGCAGCUCAAACCACCCAGGAGGGUGAUGGCAAAGCCCAUGGAGAGGAGGGAGCAUAUCUUUUCCUCACUGGAUCAGCUGGCGCUGGUGAAUGUCUGCCCGAUGCCUGAUCCUGACCAGGAGGAGCUGGCCAAGCGCUGUGAUCUGUACAGGAUGGUGGAGCUGCUCAAGAGGAUGCUCACUUGGGACUCUCAUGAGCGAAUCACACCCAGUGCUGCCCUUCACCACCCCUUCAUCUCCAUGCAGGAGGUGAAGGCCAGCUUCGAGGCCACCCGCUACUACCAGCUCAGUCAGGAAGACCUGAGGGCAUCCUGUAAGGAUUCCAGCAUAGCCAAGAUCUUCCCCAGCAUAGAAAAAGGUGCCUUCAUCCCUGCCAGCCAGGGGGGCAUCCAGAAGGCCACUGCCCAGAUGGAUGGGCUCAGCCUGGCUGAGCCAGUUGGGGACAUUAGUGACAAGUGUCAGCAGGACCUCUGCCAAGCCCCCAGCCCCACCCACUGUGGAAGCCAGUACUGUCAGCAUCACUGGUGUCCCCAGAUAGAGCCCACCAAGGGUCACUUGACCUUGCUGGGGUCUCCCAGCAGAAUGAAACAGUACAGCCACUGGUAUGGCAGCCCAGUCCUUGGUGACAUCAUGGAACAGAACCUGCCUGGACGAUGCUACAGCUCAUCCUGUGCCAAGACAGCUCUGGUGACGUGGCGCAACCCCAAGCCUCCAGGGAUUUGGAGAAUGGGCUUCAGAGGCUGGGCUGGGACCCCCCUGCAGUGCUCAGAACGCUUCUACCACAGAGCCAGUGGCACUCCCAGCACCACUGAGACCCCACAGCAACCCUUGCAUUCGCUCCAGCAGCCCAGAGCUUGCAAGAGACCUUCUUCUUCCUCACCCUCAAGCACCCCAACAGCCAAAACCCAGCGCCUUGCUGGGGGAGACCACAGCCAGGGCUGCAACAGAACGUACUGUGCCAGGUGCUACCGGCUCUGUUUCUCACAUUGAUCCCCCAAUAAAUAGUUUUGCCAAAAACUGAGCAAUUAAACUGAUUAUUUGCCAGGGGAGUUUGGUACUGCCAAGACUUGAGGAGUGUCUCAGCUUCUCACAUGAGGCUGGCACAGCACUUGGCAAAGGCCUGGCACUUUCCACCAUCACAGCAUGGAGGACCCCACCCCCAGGCUCAAUAACAACAUAAACUCCAGAAAACUUGGGUUAUCUCUUUUUUUCCCCUGUAUCAGGGAAUCUCACACCCCACAAAAGCUUAUGUGUAACUUGUUAAGUGGUCAGAUAACUCAAAUAGGACAAGCUGUCUU